AUUUUAAUUGGAAAAUACAAUUCUAAAGUUCUAACAUAGCAUUCUUAUUUCAACUUGUAAUUUAAUUGAUAUAUACAUUUUUCUUCAAUCAUUAAUAUUCACUUGAAGAAUAUUAGAGCCUUGUAGUUCAAUCAAAAUCGAAAUAGUGAAUGUCUGUGCUCAAUUCUUCAUUUCUUCUUAAUUAACCCCAAAAAAAUUCAAAAACCCCCAUAACCAGAACAACAACACCAUCUCAAUCUGAAGGUUUGAGGUGGUGAAAAUACAAUGAUUGGGCGCAGAGAAAGAGAAGGACCCUUGAUGAGAAACAACUCUCAUUCUCUACGCAAAUCAAGGAUCGUUACCGCUGUAGUAAUUGGUGUUCUUAUUGGAUGCAUCUUAGCUUUCUUUUUUCCUAAUGGUUUCUUUGUUCCUUCCGCAAAUCGUCAUCUCCCUGUUGCUCGAUCCAAAACCCAGGAAAAAUCAGCUGAAUGUGAAUCCUCUGAUAGGGUCAACAUGUUAAAAUCGGAGUUUGUGGCAGUAUCAGAUAAAAAUGCUGAACUGAAAAAACAGGUGAGGGAGUUGACCGAAAGGCUUCGGCUAGCAGAGCAAGGGAAAGACCAGGCUCAAAAACAGUUUCUUGCAUUGGGUAAACAAGAAAAAGCUGGACCUUUUGGUACUGUCAAGGGAUUAAGAAUCAAUCCUACUGUUGUUCCUGAUGAUUCCGUGAACCCUAGAUUGGCUAAGAUAUUAGAGAAAGUCGCAGUUAAAAGAGAGAUCAUAGUUGCACUUGCAAACUCCAAUGUGAAGGAAAUGCUUGAGGUCUGGUUCACCAAUAUCAAGAGAGUUGGUAUAUCCAAUUAUCUAGUUGUUGCUUUAGACGAAGAGAUUUCCAAGUUCUGUGAAUCAAAUCAAGUCCCAUUUUACAAAAGAGACCCGGAUGAUGGUAUUGAUACUAUUGGAAAACAAGGAGGGAACCAUGCUGUCUCUGGGCUUAAAUUUCGUAUUCUAAGAGAAUUUUUGCAGUUGGGAUACAGUGUUCUUCUAUCAGACGUUGACAUUGUAUAUUUGCAGAAUCCUUUUGAUCAUCUAUACCGUGACUCAGAUGUCGAGUCCAUGAGCGAUGGUCAUAAUAACAUGACAGCUUAUGGCUAUAACGAUGUGUUCGACGAACCUGCAAUGGGUUGGGCUCGAUACGCUCAUACCAUGAGGAUAUGGGUUUACAACUCCGGUUUCUUCUAUAUCAGACCAACCAUUCCUUCAAUUGAGCUUUUAGAUCGUGUCGCAACACGACUUUCCAAGGAAAAUGCAUGGGACCAAGCUGUUUUCAACGAGGAACUCUUUUAUCCGUCGCAUCCUGGUUAUGAUGGGCUUCAUGCCGCUAGAAGAACUAUGGAUAUCUAUCUCUUUAUGAACAGCAAGAUUCUUUUCAAGACAGUUAGGAAUGAUGCUAACCUCAGCAAAUUGAAACCGGUCAUUAUUCACGUGAAUUACCAUCCUGAUAAGCUUCCAAGAAUGAAAGCGAUUGUUGAAUAUUAUGUUAACGGGAAGCAGGAUGCUCUCAAACCUUUUCCUGAUGGCUCAGAUUGGUAACAUUGUUUCUGUGUCUUAGUUGUUCAAAACAGUUUCACAGUACAUUUCAUUAGUGAUAAAGCAUGUGUAGGUAAAAAAAAGUAUUUUUCAUUUUAUGAGCACAUUGACUUAUCUCAUUUUGAGACUAAGUUUUUCCCCUUUCCCUCUUUCUUUAUUUUCUGUGUUUUUUUUUGCACUUGGUCUAGGUUGGUCUCAAUCUUAGAUAAGAUUUCUUCUGUAACAUUUGUUGUAUGCUAAUUUAAAUAUUUUUGGUGUUUUUAUCUCA
Trifolium pratense (red clover) is the source of this 1834-nucleotide messenger RNA. RefSeq names its product arabinosyltransferase RRA3-like. The coding region runs from base 265 to 1569 and encodes 434 amino acids. Gene Ontology annotation, biological process: root hair cell development. NCBI's taxonomy places the organism in Eukaryota, Viridiplantae, Streptophyta, Magnoliopsida, Fabales, Fabaceae. The transcript is spliced from 2 exons. The record is from RefSeq and is a predicted model, not a curated record. Gene Ontology annotation, molecular function: glycosyltransferase activity.